CAAAAGAUCAGGCAAAGUUGACUUAAUUAUUAAGAAUUCUUAAAAUUAAGUUAACGCUGUUGGUAAGUUGGCGUUUUUUUUUUUAAAAACAAACAACCUAAAACGUACGAAAAUGAUUCUGGAAAGGGUUUGCAACUUAUAUACCUAGGUAAUUGUUAAAAAAAAUGUUUAGUACUGUAGAUUAUUAACAUAGUAGAGCAAGAGAGGUAGAAGCUUUAUCUUGGUUUUGGAAAAUCAAACUUCCGGCAAUAACAAUGGCGGACACUUAAAACGUAUCGAUGUCUUGUCGUAUUUUCAUGUGUCCAGUCUGCUGAGGAAGGCCCUUAGCCGGAGCGUUCUUCUCUUAUUGUUCUGUCUUUCUAUUUCAAGCUUCCAGAUACCUUGCUCUACUGUUUCCUUCACACAGCUUGAUAGCAAUCCUCCAUUUCUUAAAGAUUUCAAAGGGGUUUAAGUUAAGUUUCCAGCACCUGGGGCAAGUCAUGUACUGCGCCACUUAUUUCAUGGACAGGUCACUGAGUCAGUAAAAUGAAUGUACCCAAAGCAGAUCUGUACAGUUUGACCAGACGAGUAGUUAAAUGUAUGCCCCCCCCCCCACCUUUUCCACGCAGAUCUAUUCACUUUUACCAGACGAGUUGUGAAAUUUAGGCCCCCCCCCCUUUUCCACGCAUAUCUAUUCACUUUUACCAGACGAGUAGUGAAAUGUAUGCCCCCCCCCCCAAGCAGUUCUAUGCAGUUUGCGGAAAGCACUGAUGCAUUAAUUUUAACGUCAUUAUUUUGUGUGUACUCCUUUCUUUUAUUUUUCUUUAAAUGUUUGCACACCUUAAAAAUUCUGCGCACGAAAAAAAAUCACUUGUCUGGUCACACUCAGCUAGGAAAGUGUGUUUACAAGCCAGUAGAUUAGUAAAGAUUUACAUUAGACAUAAAAUUUAAGAUUAGCAUGGCUUCCGUCUCUUCAAGAAGUUAUAGUUUUAGAAAAAGGACAAGAAUUAUUAUCUAUAAAUAUAACUCAUUCAGGUUCACUGAUUAACCAAAUAAUAGACUAAAAUAACCUUGAGAGAAAAAAAAAUAUCUAUUAAAAUAACUCAUUAAGGUUCAAUAACCAGUCAAAAAAUAUAUUAAAAUAACUUCGUUCAAAAAUAAAAUCCACAAUAAUAACUCGUUAAGGUUUCAAUUAUCAACCUAAUAAUAUAUUAUAAUAAUCUUGAGUGACAUUCAUAUCCUGCACUUGAAGAUUGGUUGUUUGAAAACUAAAUUGGUCUUAUUCUGAAAUGAAAAUAGAAACUCACCGAUGAUACAGGUUGAUACAGGUACCACAGAGACUCGACCAGACAAAGUGGAAACCAUGUUUCUUUUGUAUAGAUCUAAGCACGUGGCCUUGAUUGUUCAGAUGAUAACUCUUGCGCAUGCGCAUUUGUGCAUUGAGGACCCUCCUCAGCGAUUGGCCAGUAAGUAUUUGUUGUUGCUUUUUUUUUUAUUAUUGUAAACAAUUUAAUAAUGGGAUGUUGUUUACAAAUGGCUUAAAAACUGUAACAAAAAUUACAUAGCGAAAUAAAUAAUAAAUAUGUAAAAAAAAUGUAAUUUUAUGUUUAAAAAAUUGAAUUACAAUAAAUCAAUGGCAAUAAACUAAAUUUGUGUUCCUUAAAAAAAAAUACAACAAAAUAAUCGUCUAUUUUAUACAAAUAAUAAAGAAAUAAACAUUUUACUCAAUAAUUCGUAAAAAAAUAUUAACUAACUCGAUUACUGUAAACCUUUUUGUUGCUGUUCACCGUUGUAAGAAAAAAUCUCAAAGCUCACUGGUGUAGCCGGUAACAUUGUACCUCUGCCCUCCUUACAGCAAAUCUACUAUCCUCACCUAUGCAUUUGUCAAAAACGCUCAAACCCUUACAUCCUUGCUCUACUUACACACACCCUGUCCUAAUACGCAAACAAAACUCUUACUCUCCCCUAAACUACGUACACACCCCUGUCCCACACAAACAAACUCUGACAAACCCUCUCCUCUUUGCACACGCAAACCCUUACAAUCUCCUGGCUUGUCAUUUGGUUGAACAUUGUCACAUCUCCCCUUUGACCAUUGUCCUGCAGCUGGUAACCGUACGACGGUGGACUGCUUCCAGAACUCUAACCCUCCCUGCGGCAAAGACUUCCCACAGAAUGCGAGCACAAACCCUAAAGCCAUCAAGUACGUUACUGAGAACCGUAUUUGUUGCCUGUCUAUUUCUCUCAAUAUUUUUCUCUACCGCUAUCGGAUGUUUCGUUUGAAAUAUUCCCUUAUUUAUAUCACUAAUUAAAAAAAAAUUUUUUUUAAAAAAUAUUAUCAAUUACUUCGUGAUGUCUUUUUAGACCCUCGUCAGGGGAAAAAAAAGUAAUCAAUAACAUUUUGUUUCUCCUAAUUUUUGCUCAUUUGUAAUCCAUAAUGUACCAUUUGCCAGACCAGGCAGUCUCUACGGCGUCCACCUCCACAUGCCCACGCGCCACUACGACCCGGAGAAACCUGUAAGUAGGUUAGGAAUUGUAAGGACCUUACGUGUAAGCAAUGUCAAAACACGAAUUGAACGACGUGACAUAGAGGUAAUGACAAUAUCAAUUGUAAGGACAUUACGUGCAAGCAAAGUCAAAACACGAAUUGAACGACGUGACAUAUUGGUAAUGACAAUAUGAAUUGUAAGGACCUUACGUGUAAGCUAUGUCAAAACACGAAUCAAACGACGUGACAUGGAGGUAAUAACAAUAUGAAUUGUAAGAUCUUACACUCGUCGGCAACAAAUACCCUUGACAUUUUGAAAAAAAAAAUUUCCUUUACUAUGUCGCUCACAUUAUGUUACAGGGAAGCUAUGUGGUAAGCAUUCAGAAGGUAGGCGACCCGGAGUUCAAAACCCUUGGACAGUGGCGGGAUGGAACGGAGGAGUUCAAGAUAUUGACCGUGAAACUCCCCGAUGUGUGA
Messenger RNA from Lymnaea stagnalis (great pond snail), 2944 nucleotides. The record is from the annotation of a GenBank genome assembly. NCBI's taxonomy places the organism in Eukaryota, Metazoa, Mollusca, Gastropoda, Lymnaeidae.